This is a messenger RNA of Fraxinus pennsylvanica, 1605 nucleotides long. The record is from the annotation of a GenBank genome assembly. NCBI's taxonomy places the organism in Eukaryota, Viridiplantae, Streptophyta, Magnoliopsida, Lamiales, Oleaceae.
AUGUCGUUGAGGCCGAACGCGAGGACGGAGGUGAGGCGGAGCAAGUACAAGGUGGCGGUGGACGCGGAGGAGGGGCGGAGGAGGAGGGAGGACAACAUGGUUGAGAUCCGGAAGAACCGAAGGGAGGAGAGCUUGCUGAAGAAGCGCCGUGAAGGCCUUCAAGCACAGCAGUUUCAGCCCACCGUCAACAUCCCUCAACAGGUGGACAAGAAGUUAGAAAGUCUUCCGGAAAUGAUUGCUGGCGUUUGCUCAAAUGAUGGCACACUGCAACUCGAAGCCACAACUCAGUUUCGCAAACUUCUUUCCAUAGAACGAAAUCCACCAAUUGAGGAAGUAAUACAGUCAGGAGUUGUUCCUCGAUUUGUUGAGUUUCUUGCAAGAGAUGAUUACCCGCAGCUUCAGUUUGAGGCAGCUUGGGCUCUUACAAACAUUGCAUCUGGGACAUCUGAUAACACCAAGGUCGUGAUUGAUCAUGGUGCAGUUCCCAUUUUUGUGAGACUUCUUAGUUCCCCUAGCGAUGAUGUUCGCGAACAGGCAGUUUGGGCUUUAGGAAAUGUUGCUGGCGACUCACCAAAAUGUCGUGAUCUUGUCCUUAGUUAUGGAGCGUUAAUACCCUUAUUGGCACAAUUUAAUGACAAAGCAAAGCUAUCCAUGUUGCGAAAUGCAACGUGGACGUUGUCAAACUUUUGUCGGGGGAAGCCACAGCCUCAGUUUGAGCAGGUAAAGCCUGCCCUCCUUGCUCUUGCUCAUCUGAUACACACCAAUGAUGAAGAAGUCCUUACUGAUGCAUGUUGGGCACUGUCAUAUCUAUCGGAUGGGACAAAUGAUAAAAUCCAAGCUGUUAUCGAGGCUGGCGUUUGCCCUCGUUUGGUUGAGCUUUUACUACAUCCUUCACCAUCUGUGUUGAUUCCUGCCCUGCGCACUGUUGGUAAUAUUGUGACUGGAGAUGACAUCCAGACUCAGGUUAUUAUUGAGAAUCGGGCUCUUCCUUGUCUGCUUACCUUGCUGACUCAAAACUAUAAGAAAAGCAUAAAAAAGGAAGCUUGUUGGACCAUUUCAAAUGUCACCGCUGGGAAUAAGGAUCAGAUCCAGGCUGUGAUUGAGGCUGGUAUUAUUUCACCUCUUGUCCAACUGCUUCAAAAUGCGGAAUUUGAGAUAAAGAAAGAGGCUGCUUGGGCUAUUUCGAAUGCCACUUCUGGGGGAACUCAUGAGCAAAUCAAGUUCUUGGUGCACGAGGGAUGCAUUAAGCCAUUGUGCGACCUUCUAGUUUGUCCGGAUCCAAGGAUUGUCACAGUUUGCUUGGAAGGUCUUGAGAACAUACUGAAGGUUGGAGAAGCUGAGAAGAACCAAGGGAACACUGAAGAUGUGAAUGUCUUUGCGCAAAUGAUUGAUGAUGCGGAGGGUCUAGAGAAGAUUGAGAAUCUUCAGAGUCAUGACAACAAUGAAAUAUACGAAAAGGCGUUCCACCUGGGGGUUUCAAAUUCGGUUGAAGGACGUUUCUUUCCUUAUUGGAAGUACUCUAGAUCUGGCUGGUCGAGCUUUUGUUCAGAAUUGGGUGGGCUGUCUGUAGUGUUUUCGUGUCGGGUCCAGAUGCAAUAUGAUUGA